ACUAUCAUUUGUACAAUACGACAAUGGGUGAAUUUGCUCCUUUAAAAAACGACUUGAUUCUUAGAGCUGCCAGAGGUGAAAAGGUCGAAAGACCACCAAUAUGGAUCAUGAGACAAGCUGGAAGAUAUCUACCAGAAUACCAUGAAGUUAAAGGAAAGAGAGAUUUCUUCGAGACUUGCAGAGACGCCGAAAUCGCCAGUGAAAUCACCAUCCAGCCAAUAAACCACUUCAACGGGUUGAUUGACGCAGCCAUUAUUUUCAGUGAUAUCUUGGUGGUACCCCAGGUUAUGGGGUUCGACAUUGAAAUGGUUGAAGGUAAAGGUCCUGUGUUUGUUGAUCCAUUAAGGACCCCAGCCGACUUGGCCAGAGUCAACUACAAGCCGGACGUAUUGAAAGGCUUGGAUUGGGCAUUUAAAUCCAUUACUUUAACAAGAAAGAAGUUGGAGGGAAGAGUUCCAUUACUCGGAUUCUGUGGGUCUCCUUGGACUUUGUUGGUGUACAUGGUAGAAGGACAAGGGUCAAAGAUGUACCGGUUUGUCAAGCAAUGGAUCUACGAGUACGUGGAAGAGUCCCAUAAAUUGUUACAGGCGAUUACUGACUGUUGCGUUGAGUUUUUGGCGCAACAGAUUGUUGCAGGUGCCCAAAUGAUCCAGGUAUUUGAUUCUUGGGCCGGAGAAUUAGGUCCUGCUGAGUUUGCCGAAUUCUCAUUGCCUUACUUGAAGCAAAUCGCCGAAAAGCUCCCAAUCAGAUUGGUUGAGUUGGGUGUACAAGAGAAGAUUCCCAUGACGGUAUUUCCAAAAGGUGCGUGGUAUGCUUUGGAUGAGCUUUGUGAUAUUGGAUACGAUGCCAUCUCUUUGGAUUGGUUAUACGACCCAGAGGAUGCUGUUAAGGUUGUAAAUGGAAGAAGGAUAACCUUGCAAGGAAACUUGGAUCCGGGUGUUAUGUACGGGUCUGAAAAGACGAUUAGUAAAAAGGUUGAGAAGAUGAUCCAAGGAUUUGGGGGUGGUAAACAGAACUACAUUAUUAACUUUGGACAUGGGACUCAUCCGUUCAUGGAGCCUGCCAAAAUUGAGCAUUUCUUGAAAGAAUGCCAUAGAUUUGGUAGCCAAUAGUGUGACUCGCUCAUAGGGUUGGGUUAUAUAUAAUGACUAACAUGUGUAAUUGUACAUAGAUAAUCAAAUGUCUGCGAAAAUCCAAGCAGAGAAUUUCCUUGAGUCAUAUUCAAUAAUGUCUGGAAAGAACAUACCCAAGAACAGUUUGUACGUGUUUAGUCUUUCACAGGAACUAGUGGAAAGCCUUGAGCUUGUAAAGUUCGAUGUGUCUGAACAGCAUAACUUGGAGACCGCACCAAAGGCUUUGAAAGUCCAGAGACUCCGUGAUGAUGAUGAUGAUGAUCUCACCAAGUACAACCAAAAGAGAGAGGCAAAAGGGUUGAGUAGACUAACUGAGGACGAGUUUGACAGAUUAUUGGAACAAG
This is a messenger RNA of Yamadazyma tenuis ATCC 10573, 1477 nucleotides long. Lineage: Eukaryota; Fungi; Ascomycota; Pichiomycetes; Serinales; Debaryomycetaceae. The record is from RefSeq and is a predicted model, not a curated record.